Molecule: messenger RNA, 2420 nt
Organism: Bipolaris maydis ATCC 48331
Lineage: Eukaryota; Fungi; Ascomycota; Dothideomycetes; Pleosporales; Pleosporaceae
Biological process (GO): DNA-templated transcription; regulation of DNA-templated transcription
Molecular function (GO): DNA binding; zinc ion binding; DNA-binding transcription factor activity, RNA polymerase II-specific
Source: RefSeq, a predicted model, not a curated record
AUGGCCGAUACCAAGGGCGGCGCAUUAGGCCAUUCACCAGGCUCGACGGGCAAACAAAACGGAGGCCGCCCACGAGUGAUUUCAUCCUGUUUAACAUGUCGACGAAGAAAAGUCAAAUGCGACCAUAUCCAUCCCGUCUGUGGCUCUUGUACUCGAGGCAACCAUGCUUGCACCUGGACGGAUCAGGCUCAGGCACCAACUGCUACUGGAAGGAUAUCAAAAUCUACCCUAGCGACCGGCGGAAAGGGCGGAAGAAGUAAUGAUGUUCAAGCCCGGCUGGAUCGACUCGAGUAUCUUUUGGAAAAGGCUGUCGCUGGACAGGGGACUAACUCGGUAUCGUCACUGCGCUCCAGCGCCGACUUUGAGAGAAAAGAGACGGACGCUUCAACCCCGUCAUCCAGCAGUCAGACUUCCCAGGGAGCCGGUAUUACUUCUGACAAUGGCGACGGGACACUUUUGCUGAAUGGUGGACAAUCCCAGUUUGUGUCAUCUUUGCAUUUUGCAUUGCUUGCUGACGAGAUUCAAGACAUCAAGGCUUUGUUAGGCGAUAAGACGGAUGAGGAGAGAAAAGAAGUUCCACAAAGCAGUUUAGUCGACCUACUUUCACUGGGCCGCGCGGGCGCAGGCUCCAACCUUGAAAGCCUACUACCUAGCACCCAAGAGCACCGCGAUAUCCUCUUGGACGUCUAUUUCGCCAACGUAGACCCUAUGGUAAGGAUCACGCAUAGACCGACAGUGAUGCGCAAAUUUUUCACAUAUAACCGUGAAGCACAUCCUAUUGCCUACGCCAUCUACUUCUCUGCUAUCAAUUCAUUGCCUCCUAAAAUUGUCCAGACCAAAUUUGGCGAAACCAAGGAAGCCCUUCUGGACAGAUUUCAACUGGGGGUCGAAAUCUCCCUCGCAAGAGAAAACUACCUGACAACAUCCGAUCUUGAAAUAUUCCAGGGCUUCGUACUAUGGUUGACGUGUAUCACAAGAGAGGAAGAUAUGGGAAAAGCAUGGGUGUUGAUCGGCAUAGCUUUUCGUAUCGCUCUGAAUCAGGGAUUACACCGAGAUCCAUCAUUGUUUCCCACAGGAUCAAUGGACGCCCUUACUAUUGAACAACGCCGCCGCAUGUGGCAUCAACUUGGACAUUUGGAAUUUCGUGCAGCUGAAUGCAAGGGUCAAGAGCCAAGCAUAACUGAAGAUUUUUACACAACGCUUUUCCCCCGGAAUAUCGAUGAUGAAGAACUUGUCGAUGGAGCGAGUCCGGGCGAAGCUCCAUACAACGAGCAAAAGUUCACAUCGAUGACGUUUCAGCUGGUCCGAUUCAACGGAAUGCGAGCGCUGAGGCGCAUAGUCCAAAGCACUUAUCGUUUAGAGCGGCGAAUGCUAGAUUCUGGCCUUCACGGAACCUCUCGGCCAGACCCUGCACAAGAGUUGCGGGAUCUUUAUGAUCAAAUCAAAGUCAUGCUCGAUGAAGUACACGAAGAGACUCAUCGGAAGUACUUGCAAUUCCUCAACCCGGAAAUACCAAUGGAACGAUUGACCUUGGGACUGGCUUCGCUACUCGAAUGGCGCGCUUACUUGUUUUUCUGGCUCCGUAUGCCGCGUGCGUACCGUGAUGACGUCUUUCCCGAUGCCAUUCGCAGAUCGAUAUUUGAAAAAUCUGUCAACUGUGUAGAGACAAUCAAUGGAGCAGCUGCGGAUGUUGACGCCGCUCGCUUCCAGUGGCACAUUGGCGCCAUUGCUUCGUUCCAAGCCAUCAUGCACAUUUUAUCUGAGCUACGCAACCCCCUUUUCGAUGCACCAGACCGGCAACGAGCCUUACGAGCGUUGCAAAUGUCGCGCAUUCUUCGAGCAAACAACAACGCCAAGGCAUGGCAGGCUGUCAAGAACAUGAUUGACAAGGCCGUGGCUGAGCACACCCUUUCACCUAGGUCCCAAACUCAACCCUUGAAUCCGUACAUGAGCCAGCCUACACCUGCGUCUGCGACUAUGCCCGUUUCUACAUCUACAUCCACGUCGACGUCUACGCCUACAUCUACGCCUACGCUUCCACUGGGUACUAUGCCAAAUAGCAACACAGGCCCAUACCAACCAAUAGCAGAAAUACCUGCUUAUGCUUAUCAACCCAGUUCCAUGACGUUCAAUCAACCAACACUACUACCGCAAUCUCAGCCGCUCCCCCAACCGCCACCAGUACAACCUCAACCUGACAUGAUGGAUUCGACAUCAAAUUUCCAAAAUCGCGCACCAGUCUGGGACGAUAUCAAUAUUAACAACAUUAACAACAUCGUUGGAGAUAUGCAACCAACUACCAACGUAAUCCCUGAAUUCGAUUUUGGUUUCUGGGGUGACCCCUUCAACUAUGAGAACGAGCCUGUUGCAAUGCCAAUGCAAGAUGGCUAUUUUUCCCAAUGGACAGCGGGUGUUUGAAC